AUGUCCAAGGUAGCACGGGUCCCCGUUCGCACAGAGCGCGCACCGCUCCCCCCACCAUUCCUAUCGCAAGGCCUGGUAGUCGGAGACGUGGUCUAUUGUUCCGGCCAGGUUGGAGCCGACCCGACCACGGGCAAACUGGUGGAGGGAAGCAUCCAGAACCGAACACGCCAAAUCCUCAACAACCUCAGUGCGGUCUUGGAGGCGGGCGGAUCCAGCCUCCACGAUGCGAUCAAGGUCAACAUUUUCUUGACCGACAUGGCCGAUUUCCCCGCUGUCAAUGAAGUCUAUGCUACCUUCUUCUCAGACCCCAAGCCGGUAAGUGAGAUCCAGACUUUGGAGACUGGUGUGCGGACGUGCGUCAGCGUCAAGUCUCUCCCAUUGGGAACGGAUGUUGAAAUCGAGUGUUCUGGUCUGGUUACGAAGAGUGGCAAUGGACGCAGUUCUAGACUUUGA
Molecule: messenger RNA, 453 nt
Organism: Penicillium salamii
Lineage: Eukaryota; Fungi; Ascomycota; Eurotiomycetes; Eurotiales; Aspergillaceae
Source: the annotation of a GenBank genome assembly